This is a messenger RNA of Coregonus sp. 'balchen', 14740 nucleotides long. NCBI's taxonomy places the organism in Eukaryota, Metazoa, Chordata, Actinopteri, Salmoniformes, Salmonidae. The record is from the annotation of a GenBank genome assembly.
AUGGAGAAGAAUGGGUUGAAUGUGGAGCACUUCUUUGUCCUGAACCAUGGAGAAUCCAGAGUGUUGGGGGGAGAAAGAGAAGGGGGUGUUUGAAUGAUCAAUGAUCAGAUGGGCUACAUUACCAGAAGCUGCCAUAGGAAAGAGUUUGGACUUCUGACAAAUAAGAAAUCUAAGCUUUGGAUUAUAACAUUUGCCUGGUAAAAGGGCACUGAUGUACAUAUUUGCAACUUUUUAUAAAUCUAUGUUUUUAAUGCCAAGUGAUAUUGAUUGCACUAUUAAAUUGAAAUUCACCUUACCAACAUGGCUGUUUCUUUAAAUGCGUGACCAUGCAAUGUUCGGAAGUAGCUAACCAACUGUACACCAAAGUGACCGUGACCAACUUUGAAGAGUUCCUUUUGUAAACCGAAUACUAGCUUGAUGUUUCUAUAAUUUUAGUCUAAGCAAUUAUGGCUAGGCCAACUAGAAAAAGUCUACUAACUAACGCAUUCAGGCUUUGGCUGCUUCCACAUGUUUGGAAAACUCUACUUUCGAGGUCUAUUCACCGAGCCGCAUGUGUUCUGAAAACAGCGAAGGGAAUUUUGUCAAGGUGAUUAUUUGUCAGCCUACAAAACAACUUUUAAAUAGGGGUUCAAUGUAUCAUAUUUUAAGUGCACAUCUCAUUCAACAGAAGACAAAGUACUCGGUACCACUGUUCCGGUUGCUUUACUUGCUAAAAUGUAUGCACUCCUAGCUCACUUACGGAAACACGCCCAAUAGGCGAAACAGAGUCAUGUUCUCGAACGUUGCAGAUAGAAAUGUCAGGAAUAGAGCCGAUGUGAUUCUUAUUCUACAUAAGGAAUCAAUGUUUGUUCUACAUAGCCUAUCUCUAUCUGAACGUUCCAAAACGUUGCGACGUCAUACAUUCACGUUGUACUGUAACUUGUGCCUUGUCAACAUUUAUGUUUGGAGCUUUCAGCUGCUAGUUAGUCUUGGCUCACUAUGGUAAAGAUCGAGUGUGUAAGAGCAUUAUUAUAUGGAUUAAUACGUGCACCAUCGACCAACGGCCUUGUUUAGAUAUUCCGCAAAAUAACUCAUGUUUUAAGCUAUUUUCAGACGUAUUUCAUAAUCAUAUUUUAAUUGCAAGUGCAAAUCAAAUGGGGAGUUUCGUCACGUAGGUCCUUGCGUCGAAAAGAGGAGGAUUUCAAUAGGCUAGGCUGCUUUAAUUUCGUCACAUGGUAGGGUUUUUCACCGACGUCAGAAGCCUUGGCUGGGAGGCUGGUAACCGUGCGCGGUGGGACGUUGGCCGUGCUUGCAGUGCACUCUUCAACACUGUUCUGCGGAUAUCUCGCUGUAACAAUAUCCGAAGAAAUGUCGCGCCACUGACGGAAUUACAGGUCGGCCUUGUCUUAUUCUAUACGUUUUCAGGUAGUAUUUUAUUGACCGAGUUGUAGUGACUGUGACGGAUGCUGACCGUUCAAGCUGCGAAUGAUCGACUGUCUCCGUUCUGCUUAUUUCACCACAUUCCUUCUUCUCUUUUUAGUUAGGGUUCUAUUGACUAUCUAAUGUUCUUAUUAUCCCGAUAAAUCAUCUCGAUAUAGCAGCAAUUCUUUCUAGUGAUCCGUUUUGUUUUGUUCUUGGUCGGAUCAACAAAGAAACAUUGUUGUAUUUCUCUGGUGGUUUAUUGUGGGUCCAGUCAAGUCAUUCAAUAGGCCAAUACGUGCAACAGAGCUCCACAGUAGGCAACGUGAAAUGUAUAGAGCGCGAACGUUGUAAGGGUACUCAGUCAAUAGGACUAGUGGACAACUACACAGUACUUCCACUAUAGGGCCUAGGUGACAGCUAUUCAGUAGCCUCUUUAGUCUGUACUUACACCUUAAAACACAAGCUGCUGUGAAUAGGGUUGAGAGAUGGAUGGGGUUGACAGAGGGAUGGGGUUGACAGAGGGAUGGAGUUGACAGAGGGAUGGGGUUGACAGAGGGAUGGGGUUGACAGAGGGAUGGAGUUGAGAGAGGGAUGGAGUUGAGAGAGGGAUGGGGUUGACAGAGGGAUGGGGUUGACAGAGGGAUUGGGGUUGACAGAGGGAUUGGGGUUGCCAGGGGAUGGGUGGGGGAGGGAUGGGUUGACAGAGGGAUGGGGUUGACAGAGGGAUGGGUUGACAGAGGAUUGGAGUUUAGAGAGGGAUGGGGUUGACAGAGGGAUGGGGUUGACAGAGGGAUGGAGUUGACAGAGGAUGGGCGUUGACAGGGAUGAGUUGGAUGAUGAGUUGACGGCAUGGACGGUGUGACAGAUGGGUGAGUUGAAGAGGGAUGGAGUGAGCAGGGGAGGGUUACGAGGGAUGCGCGUCAGAGAGAUUGUAGUACAAGAGGGAUUGGCGGACGGAGGCGAUGAUAGGAGGAGUGUUGACAAAACUUGGAAAGCCUGGUUUAGAGGGAUUGAGGUUGACCACACGGAUGGGCUGCACAGAGGGAUGGGCCUAGAGACGGCAUUGGGUCAGAGGGAUGGAUGACAGAGGUGGUCAAGAAUGGGGUUAAAGGGAUGCUGCUCAUGUUGACUCAGGGAUGCUGUGAAAGGAUUGUGGUUGACGAGUGGAUGGGUGACAGGGAUUUUGAUUACAAGGGAUGGGUGAAGAUGUUGAGGUUGAAAGGAUGGGGACAUGACAGGCGUUGCAGUUCAUAUGGAUCACAUACCGGGACCAUGGCGAGUCUUAAUACCGGUACUGAUCAAACAGCUAAGAGAUUUGUUUAGCGCAUGAUAGCCUUCGGAAGGCACAAUACACUCAGUAUCAAAAAUUACGAACACUUCUAAAAUCAUUCGUUUAACCCCUCCCCAAAGCCUUCAUACAGCUCGAUUGAGUGGGGCAUGGACUUAAGGUGUCAAACAUUCUACAGGAAUGCUGGCUCAUGUUGACUCCAAUGCUUCUCAAAGUUGUUCUUUGGGUGGUGGGCCAUUCUUGAUACACACAGGAAACUGUUGAGCGUGAAAAACCCAGCAGCGUUGCAGUUCAGGACACAAACCGGUGCACCUGGCACCUACUACCAUACCCCAUUCAAAGGCACUUAACUAUUUUGUCUUGCGCAUUCAUCCUCUGAAUGGCACACAUACACAAUCCAUGAGCUGAAGCCUUUCCACCUGUCCGGAGAUAAGAUACAGCUGAAACAAUAGACCCAGACAAUUGUAUAUUAAAGGUGAGGUCCACUGUGAGCUAGUCUGGCAGACAGUGUGUCUUUAUUCAAAGUAGGAACCAGUAAAAAGUGGUUGCCCACGUUAUACAAUAGCUGACAGUGGAAGUCAUGUUGCUGCCAUCUCACAUACAGCAGGCUUGGUAAUGGCUGUUGAGUGGGGUUGUUUUGGAACUGUUGCACAGGGUUACACCAUGUCACAAUAAGCAUGCUUUCAUGUCUAAACUGUUUCCUAAGUGCGAUUGCACAAGAAACUGUCGGCCAUACUCCAUGGUGGUGCGGGCCCAGGGUCAAAACAACAGAAAUAGACUCUAACUGCACUGUGUGCAGGCUUUUCUUUCUUCAUUACUAGCUGUGUAAUCCCUCCCAGGCAUGUGUACGCUUUUAUUUGUAUUUCUUGUUUAUUAACCUCCCUGUAGACCAGGAGCCCAGCACUGUCACCCCAUGGAGGAGAGAGGAGGAGCAGGAGGAGAAGUGGAUGAGAACCAGGUGUUGAUGGAGGAGAGGGGUGUCUCUCCUGGUGAUUCCCCAGGGACGGAGGGGGAUUCCCCGGCCGUGGUCCGGCCCCGCGACCCCCCCACCUCCACCCUGCAGGACUCAGGGCCUCGGUAGGGAUAGACAGUGAACACCUUUGCAGUUUUCACAUGCACUUUCUUGCCAUCCAGCUGCUGAAGUUGCAGCAUGAUAUUUCAGUGUUUUAUUUGUCUUUAUCGUUUGUGCUUUUUCUACCUGUAUGGACUCUUUAUAUAUAUAUAUAUAUAUAUAUAUAUAUAUAUGCUUGCACACCAAAUUUCCCCUCUGGACACAAUAGGCAGUAAAAACAUUUGAUUGAUUGACUCCUCCAGGAAGAGCAGCUCCUCCCGGUCCUCGAGGAAGAGCUUCCGUCUGGACUACCGGUUGGAGGAGGAGGUGACGGGGUCGAGCCGGGACAAACAUGGCCGCUUUACUAACCCCUGGCCCACAUGGAAGUUCCCGUCCUACUCUACCCUGCUACGCUUCUUCCUGCUGGAGAAGAACCACAGUAAUGUACCCAGCUCCAUAGAGGUGAGACACAUUCUGACGUUUGCCGUAUAUAAUAGGUCUUUCAUAAGACUCCUGAACAGCUAAUCAUGGCGACCCGGACUAUUUGCAUUGUCCCCCCCACCCCACCCCACCCCACCCCCUCUUUUACGCUGCUGCUACUCUCUGUUUAUUAUCUAUGCAUAGUCACUUUAACUCUACCUACAUGUACAUAUUACAUCAAUUACCUCGACUAACCGGUGCCCCUGCACAUUGACUCUGUACCGGUACCCCCUGUAUAUAGCCUCUCUACUGUUAUUUUACUGCUGCUCUUUAAUUACACCUGUUGUAUUUGGCGCAUGUGACAAAUACAAUUUGAUUUGAUUUCUCACUCAUUUGAGCCACCAUUUCUAGCACCCACAGCCAUUGUGUCUAAUGAGACACAGCGGCUCAUACGUUUUGCAAAACAAACCUAGCUAUGACGGAGACCACAAAACCACAAAACCACACCUGAUAGGACUCAUUGCCAGUCAAACUGUCGACUCUUUAUUAUAAGGAACUUAUCACACAAAUGCCUAGACCUGUACUCCAACUCCACAGGUUGAAUAAUGAUUCUUUUUUACUGUAUACAGUCCACACCCAACAAUUACCUCCUGCCCUGACUGAACCUGUUCCGUCUGCGCUGACUCCUGAGGUCUAUCAUUAAAUAUCUCUUGACUGAGCACGGCAGAGUUUGUCAACUGUGAUUUUGAAUGCUGUGCCUCAUGUCCACAGUUAGGUUAGCUGUUAGCUCCGGAAGAUGCCUCCCAUUCCAUAAACACUGCACUGUGCUCUGGUAACAACCCAGGGUAUUUUUAGAUGGCUGUAAAUCAAUCUAACCUCACGACUCAGACAGGGGCUCUGCUCUAUAGACAUGUAGUGGUCAGGAAGGAAGGGCCUAAUAUUUAAAGGAACUAUAUUUCCAAUCAUCUUUCUGAUAAAGAGGAAGGACGUAUUAAAGGUGUUUAGUCAUCUGUGUUUUGAAUUGUUAUGCUGAAAUAACUUAAUCAAAUUAACCUCAAACAAAUCAUACAACCAGGGUCAUAUUCAUUGAGACACGUCGGGAGAAAAAGGGUUUUAAUACGAAAAACAAAAUUGAGCGUUUUUUUUUUUUAUUGGUUAAUUUGUUUUGGUGACUUGAAAAUGACCGAAGCAAUAGUGAAAUGUUGAAAUCUUUUUUGUUCCAUGUCUUAGACAAAGAGCUUCCAGUGCUGGAGCCUUUCUUACCCACCUCUAUCUCUAAGCUCAUGAAUGAAUCUGAAACAAGUCAUAUUCAAGUCUGUGUCUUCUGCUACUCAGGUCUUAGACAAAGAGCUUCCAGUUGUGGAACCUUGGUUCCUCCGUGUCCCGGAGGCAGCAGAAGGAGCCGUGGGGUCUGGUCUCAGGGUGACCUGGCUAGGCCACGCAUCAGUCUUGGUAGAGAUGGAUGGCCUGGUCAUCCUCACUGACCCCAUCUUCAGCCAGAGGGCAUCUCCCUUACAGUUCAUGGGCCCCAAGAGGUACCGGGGUCCCCCUUGUACGGUUGAUCAACUCCCCCGGAUCGACGCGGUCGUCAUCAGCCACUCCCACUACGACCAUCUCGAUGCGGGCACCGUGACCCAGUUGAACGAGCGGUUCGGCGGGGAUCUCCGAUGGUUUGUGCCGUUGGGACUCAUGGACUGGAUGCAGAAAAGCGGGUGUGAGAAUGUGAUAGAGUUAGACUGGUGGGAGGAGAACUGUGUGCCGGGUCACGACGAAGUCACGUUUGUGUGUACGCCGGCGCAGCACUGGUGCAAGCGCACCCCCACGGACGAUAACCGGGUGCUGUGGGGGAGCUGGUCUGUCCUGGGGCCCUGUAACCGCUUCUUCUUUGCUGGAGACACCGGCUACUGCUCCUCCUUCCAGGAGAUAGGGAGGCGCUUUGGGCCCUUCGAUCUGGCUGCCAUACCCAUCGGAGCGUACCUGCCCAGGUAUGAAACUAGUGUACACCUGUCCUGCGCAGCUGUGAUUGGUUUAGUACAACGGUGUCCAAACCUCCCCGUGGAGAGCCACUGGGAGUGCAGGUUUUUGUUCCAACCCUGCUUUUAUCUAAUCAGCUGUUCAUCAGGACCCUUGAUGAACUGAAUCAGGUUUAGAAAAGCGAAAGCCUGCAUAUCCAGUAGCUCUCUAGGGGAAGGGUUGGACCGUGGACCGUAGUAUUAGAUACCCCUCAACUUGAUUAACUUUAGUGAACUUCAGUUUACUUUUAAUAAAUACAAAGUUUGUUAAACCUUCAUUAGGUAAACCCACAAAAAGCCAAUUUUCCUCCAUGUUUCUCCUCCCUCAGAGAUGUAAUGCGUGGACAGCAUGUGGACCCAGAGGAGGCUGUGGAGAUCCACAAAGACAUCCAGGCCAGACACUCCCUGGCUAUUCACUGGGGAACCUUCGCUUUAGCUUACGAGGUGAGCAUUAACAGUUAUGAAUGGGUGAUCGAAUGGAUCUGUUUUUAUAUGGCAUACAAUGGCUUGCGCAAGUAUUCACCCCCCCUUGGCAUUUUUCCUAUUUUGUUGCCUUACAACCUGGAAUUAAAAUUGUUUUUUUUAGGGGUUUGUAUCAUUUGAUUUACACAACAUGCCUACCACUUUGAAGAUGCAAAAUAUGUUUUAUUGUGAAACAAACAAGAAAUAAGACAAAAAAACGGAACUUGAGCGUGCAUAACUAUUCACCCCCCCCCAAAGUCAAUACUUUGUAGAGCCACCUUUUGCAGCAAUUGCAGCUGCAAGUCUCUUGGGGUAUGUCUCUAUAAGCUUGGCACAUCUAGCCACUGGGAUUUUUGGGCUUUCUUCAAGGCAAAACUGCUCCAGCUCCUUCAAGUUGGAUGGGUUCCGCUGGUGUACAGCAAUCUUUAAGUCAUACCACAGAUUUUCAAUUGGAUUGAGGUCUGGGCUUUGACUAGGCCAUUCCAAGACAUUUAAAUGUUUCUCCUUAAACCACUUGAGUGUUGCUUUAGCAGUAUGCUUAGGGUCAUUGUCCUGCUGGAAGGUGAACCUCCGUCCCAGUCUCAAAUCUCUGGAAGACUGAAACAGGUUUCCCUCAAGAAUUUCCCUGUAUUUAGCGCCAUCCAUCAUUCCUUCAAUUCUGACCAGUUUCCCAGUCCCUGCCGAUGGAAAAACAUCCCCACAGCAUGAUGCUGCCACCACCAUGCUUCACUGUGGGGAUGGUGUUCUCGGGGUGAUGAGAGAUGUUGGGUUUGCGCCAGACAUAGCGUUUUCCUUGACGGCCAAAAAGCUCUAUUUUAGUCUCAUCUGACCAGAGUACCUUCUUCCAUAUGUUUGGGGAGUCUCCCACAUGCCUUUUGGCGAACACCAAACGUGUUUGCUUAUUUAUUUUUUUAAGCAAUGGCUUUUUUCUGGCCACUCUUCCGUAAAGCCCAGCUCUGUGGUAGAGCAUGGCACUUGCAACGCCAUGGUUGUGGGUUCGAUUCCCACGGGAGGCAAGUAUGAAAAAUGUAUGCACUCACUAACUGUAAGUCGCUCUGGAUAAGAGCGUCUACUAAAUUACUAAAAAAUAAAAAUAUACGGUUUAAGGUGGUCCUAUGGACAGAUACUCCAAUCUCCGCUGUGGUGCUUUGCAGCUCCUUCAGGGUUAUCUUUGGUCUCUUUGUUGCCUCUCUGAUUAAUGCCCUCCUUGCCUUGUCCGUGAGUUUUGGUGGGUGGCCCUCUCUUGGCAGGUUUGUUGUGGUGCCAUAUUCUUUCCAUUUUUUAAUAAUGGAUUUAAUGGUGCUCCGUGGGAUGUUCAAAGUUUCCGAUAUUUUUUUAUAACCCAACCAUGAUCUGUACUUCUCCACAACUUUGUCCCUGACCUGUUUGGAGAGCUCCUUGGUCUUCAUGGUGCUGCUUGCUUGGUGGUGCCCCUUGCUUAGUGGUGUUGCAGACUCUGGGGCCUUUCAGAACAGGUGUAUGUUCCUGGGGCAAGUAACAGGUGUGGGCAAUCUAAAAAUCACACCUGAAAGCAGAUAAAAAGGAGAGAAGUUGACUCAGUCUUUGCAUUGUGUUUCUGUGUGUGCCACACUAAGCAUGGAGAACAGAAAGAGGAAAAGAGAACUGUCUGAGGACUUGAGAACCAAAAUUGUGGAAAAAUAUCAACAAUCUCAAGGUUACAAGUCCAUCUCCAGAGAUCUAGAUGUUCCUUUGUCCACAGUGCGCAACAUGAUCAAGAAGUUUGCAACCCAUGGCACUGUAGCUAAUCUCCCUGGACGUGGACGGAAGAGAAAAAUUGAUGAAAGGUUGCAACGCAGGAUAGUCCGGAUGGUGGAUAAGCAGCCCCAAACAAGUUCCAAAGAAAUUCAAGCUGUCCUGCAGGCUCAGGGUGCAUCAGUGUCAGCGCGAACUAUACGUCGAAAUUUGAAUGAAAUGAAACGCUAUGGCAGGAGACCCAGGAGGACCCCACUGCUGACACAGAGACAUAAAAAAGCAAGACUACAGUUUGCCAAAAUGUACAUGAGUAAGCCAAAUUCCUUCUGGGAGAACGUCUUAUGGACAGAUGAGACCAAGAUAGAGCUUUUUGGUAAAGCACAUCGUUCUACUGUUUACCGAAAAUGUAAUGAAGCCUUCAAAGAAAAGAACACAGUACCUACAGUCAAAUAUGGUGGAGGUUCAAAGAUGUUUUGGGGUUGUUUUGCUGCCUCUGGCACUGGGUGCCUUGACUGUGUGCAAGGCAUCAUGAAAUCUGAGGAUUACCAAAGGAUUUUGGGUCGCAAUGUAGGGCCCAGUGUCAGAAAGCUGGGUUUGCGUCCGAGAUCAUGGGUCUUCCAGCAGGACAAUGACCCCAAACAUACUUCAAAAAGCACCCAGAAAUGGAUGGCAACAAAGCGCUGGAGAGUUCUGAAGUGGCCAGCAAUGAGUCCAGAUCUUAAUCCCAUUGAACACCUGUGGAGAGAUCUUAAAAUUGCUGUUGGGAAAAGGCACCCAUCCAAUAUGAGAGACCUGGAGCAGUUUGCAAAAGAAGAGUGGUCCAAAAUUCCGGGUGAGAGGUGUAAGAAGCUUAUUGAUGGUUAUAGGAAGCGACUGAUUUCAGUUAUUUUUUCCAAAGGGUGUGCAACUAAAUAUUAAGUUAAGGGUGCCAAUCAUUUUGUCCGGCCCAUUUUUUUGAGUUUUGUGUGAAAUUAUGUCAAAUUUGCUUUUUUCCUGUUUUUUUUGUGUUAUUCCAAUACACACAAAGGAAAUAAACAUGUGCAUAGCAAAACAUGUGUAAUUUCAAUACUUUUCUGUGAGAAAUACUUCAUUUUCUGGAAAAAUUUCAGGGGUGCCAACAAUUUUGGCCAUGACUGUAUAUAUAUAUAUAUAUAUAUACUGAGAUCAUGUGACACUUAUAUUGCACACAGGUGGACUUUAACUAAUUAUGUGACUUCUGAAGGUAAUUGGUUGCACCAGAUCUUAUUUAGGGGCUUCAUAGCAAAGGGGGUGAAUACAUAUGCACGCACCACUUUUCCGUUAGUUAUUUUUAUUUAUUUAUUUUUGAAACAAGUAAUUUUUUGCAUUUCACUUCACCAAUUUGGAAAACGUUGUGUAUGUCCAUUACAUGAAAUCCAAAUUAAAAUCAAAUUAAAUUACAGGUUGUAAUGCAACAAAAUUGGAAAAACGGCAAGGGGGAUGAAUACUUUUGCAAGGCACUGUACUGUAGGUACCUGCUGUAAAACAUAUUUUUGGUGUCAAUUAUCAGUUGUUAGCAUCAAUCCAAAACCUAAGGCAUGUCACCUCACAUCAGAGAUGCAUGGCCUAUCCAGUGGGAUUCUCUGAAUCUAAUGAUCAGGAAGAAUACAUUUGCUCUGCCUCCCAGCUGAAAUUGGAGACCGAAGGUCAGGAAAACUAGCCUUCCAUGGUAAUAAAUCAACCCUAUCACAACACGUCAACAGCGGAUCUGACCUCUGCAUUCUAGACUGGACUCAGUUUAGAGAAACACAUAUUUGCCAUUGUGUCCUUUUGUGUGAUGAGAACAAACACACUGUCAGACACCCCUUUUAACCGUUCAGCCUAAAGACAAAGGUGGGAUUGUUCAGCGUCCCACAAUAAAUGUGAAAACUCCAUUAUGUUGCUUGCUGCUGCAUUCAGUUGACGUCGGCACGUUUUUGGAAAUGCAGAGGAAGAUGUUUUGUUGGUCGUAAAAGAGGAACCAUCGAUUAACUGUGAUAUCAUUAAACUUUCCCCUGAUGCUUUGGUCAUGCCUCAGCAGAUGGCUUUGCUGGUAAAACCGUUUAAGACGGACCGUUCUCUUAAAUCAGUGCAGAAAGCAACACACAGGGACAUACGAGUUUACUUGUUUAUGGAGAAUUAUUUGACUUUAUUUAGUUCAGACACCUCUAUUCUGGGAUGUUGAAACAAGUAGUUUGUUUGCCGACAGCAGUUGUCCUGUUGGCAGGCUUUGAAAGAUAACCUUUUGUCUGUCUGACGUUUCUGCUGAGGGAGGCAGCAAGCAGCUCAAAAAGCCUCUGUAGUUUCACCUGCUGUCCUCUCCUAAACCCUGGAGUCUAUGUACUGUCCUCUCCUAAACCCUGGAGUCUAUGUACUGUCCACUCCUAAACCCUGGAGUCUAUGUACUGACCAUCCUAAACCCUGGAGUCUAUGUUCUGUCCUCUCCUAAACCCUGGAGUCUAUGUUCUGUCCUCUCCUAAACCCUGGAGUCUAUGUACUGUCCUCUCCUAAACCCUGGAGUCUAUGUACUGGCCUCUCCUAAACCCUGGAGUCUAUGUACUGGCCUCUCCUAAACCCUGGAGUCUAUGUACUGGCCUCUCUUAAACCCUGGAGUCUAUGUACUGGCCUCUCCUAAACCCUGGAGUCUAUGUACUGGCCUCUCCUAAACACUGGAGUCUAUGUACUGUCCUCUCCUAAACCCUGGAGUCUAUGUACUGUCCUCUCCUAAACCCUGGAGUCUAUGUUCUGUCCUCUCCUAAACCCUGGAGUCUAUGUACUGUCCUCUCCUAAACCCUGGAGUCUAUGUACUGGCCUCUCCUAAACCCUGGAGUCUAUGUACUGUCCAUCCUAAACCCUGGAAUCUAUGUUCUGUCCUCUCCUAAACCCUGGAGUCUAUGUUCUGUCCUCUCCUAAUCCCUGGAGUCUAUGUACUGUCCUCUCCUAAAACCUGGAGUCUAUGUACUGGCCUCUCCUAAACCCUGGAGUGUAUGUACUGGCCUCUCCUAAACCCUGGAGUCUAUGUACUGGCCUCUCCUAAACCCUGGGGGUCUAUGUUCUGUCCUCUCCUAAACCCUGGAGUCUAUGUACUGGCCUCUCCUAAACCCUGGAGUCUAUGUACUGUCCAUCCUAAACCCUGGAGUCUAUGUACUGGCCUCUCCUAAACCCUGGAGUCUAUGUACUGGCCUCUCCUAAACCCUGGAGUCUAUGUACUGUCCUCUCCUAAACCCUGGAGUCUAUGUACUGUCCUCUCCUAAACCCUGGAGUCUAUGUACUGUCCUCUCCUAAACCCUGGAGUCUAUGUACUGUCCAUCCUAAACCCUGGAGUCUAUGUACUGUCCUCUCCUAAACCCUGGAGUCUAUGUACUGUCCUCUCCUAAACCCUGGAGUCUAUGUACUGACCAUCCUAAACCCUGGAGUCUAUGUACUGACCUCUCCUAAACCCUGGAGUCUAUGUUCUGUCCUCUCCUAAACCCUGGAGUCUAUGUUCUGUCCUCUCCUAAACCCUGGAGUCUAUGUACUGUCCUCUCCUAAACCCUGGAGUCUAUGUACUGGCCUCUCCUAAACCCUGGAGUCUAUGUACUGUCCUCUCCUAAACCCUGGAGUCUAUGUACUGUCCAUCCUAAACCCUGGAGUCUAUGUACUGUCCUCUCCUAAACCCUGGAGUCUAUGUACUGUCCAUCCUAAACCCUGGAGUCUAUGUUCUGUCCUCUCCUAAACCCUGGAGUCUAUGUUCUGGCCUCUCCUAAACCCUGGAGUCUAUGUACUGGCCUCUCCUAAACCCUGGAGUCUAUGUACUGGCCUCUCCUAAUCCCUGGAGUCUAUGUUCUGUCCAUCCUAAACCCUGGAGUCUAUGUACUGGCCUCUCCUAAACACUGGAGUCUAUGUACUGUCCUCUCCUAAACCCUGGAGUCUAUGUACUGUCCUCUCCUAAACCCUGGAGUCUAUGUUCUGUCCUCUCCUAAACCCUGGAGUCUAUGUACUGUCCUCUCCUAAACCCUGGAGUAUAUGUACUGGCCUCUCCUAAACCCUGGAGUCUAUGUACUGUCCAUCCUAAACCCUGGAAUCUAUGUUCUGUCCUCUCCUAAACCCUGGAGUCUAUGUUCUGUCCUCUCCUAAUCCCUGGAGUCUAUGUACUGUCCUCUCCUAAAACCUGGAGUCUAUGUACUGGCCUCUCCUAAACCCUGGAGUGUAUGUACUGGCCUCUCCUAAACCCUGGAGUCUAUGUACUGGCCUCUCCUAAACCCUGGGGGUCUAUGUACUGGCCUCUCCUAAACCCUGGGGGUCUAUGUUCUGUCCUCUCCUAAACCCUGGAGUCUAUGUACUGGCCUCUCCUAAACCCUGGAGUCUAUGUACUGUCCAUCCUAAACCCUGGAGUCUAUGUACUGGCCUCUCCUAAACCCUGGAGUCUAUGUACUGGCCUCUCCUAAACCCUGGAGUCUAUGUACUGGCCUCUCCUAAACCCUGGAGUCUAUGUACUGUCCUCUCCUAAACCCUGGAGUCUAUGUACUGUCCUCUCCUAAACCCUGGAGUCUAUGUACUGUCCAUCCUAAACCCUGGAGUCUAUGUACUGUCCUCUCCUAAACCCUGGAGUCUAUGUACUGUCCUCUCCUAAACCCUGGAGUCUAUGUACUGACCAUCCUAAACCCUGGAGUCUAUGUACUGACCUCUCCUAAACCCUGGAGUCUAUGUUCUGUCCUCUCCUAAACCCUGGAGUCUAUGUUCUGUCCUCUCCUAAACCCUGGAGUCUAUGUACUGACCAUCCUAAACCCUGGAGUCUAUGUACUGGCCUCUCCUAAACCCUGGAGUAUAUGUACUGGCCUCUCCUAAACCCUGGGGGUCUAUGUUCUGUCCAUCCUAAACCCUGGAGUCUAUGUACUGUCCUCUCCUAAACCCUGGAGUCUAUGUACUGUCCAUCCUAAACCCUGGAGUCUAUGUACUGUCCAUCCUAAACCUAUCAUUCUCUCUCUCUCUCUCCGUCUCUCUCUCUCUCUCCGUCUCUCUCUCUCUCUCUCUCCGUCUCUCUCUCUCCUCCUCUUCACCUCUCUCUCUCCUCCUCCCUCUCUCUCAUCCUCUCUCUCUCCUUCUCUCUCUCUCUCUUCUCCUCUCUCUCUCUCUCACCGUCCUGCUCUCUCUCUCUCUCACCGUCCUCCUUCUCUCUCUCUCUUCUCCUCUCUUCUCUCACUACCCUCCUCUCUCACCGUCUGUCUCUCAAUUCUCUCUCUCACGUCUCUCUUUCUCUCUCUCUCUCACCGUCAUCUCUCUCUCUCAAUUCAAUUCUCGCUCUCUCACCCUCUCUCUCUCACACACACACUUUCUCAGUCUCUCUCUCUCUCUCUCUGUUUGACUAUCAUUCUCUCUCUCUCUCACCAUCUCCCUCUCACACUUUCUCUCUCUGUCUCUCUCUGACUCUCCUUCAUUGGAAGGAGAGAGAGCGAGAAACGCGAGGAAGCGACUGGCUUAUAUCAUUCAUGCCUCUUUCCUUUCACUUUAUUUAAUACUGGCUAACAUCCAUCUCUGUCUCUCUCUCUGUCUGUGUCAGUAUUACUUAGAGCCUCCAGUGAGACUCAGGGAGGCUAUGGAGAAGAAUGGGUUGAAUGUGGACCACUUCUUUGUCCUGAACCAUGGGGAAUCCAGAGUGCUGAACGCAGACCAGGAAGUCUUUGAAUGAUUGGACCAAAAUGGGGCCUAAGCCCCUCCCACAAGCUGUAGAAGACUAAACGGCACCGUGGCUUAAAUCAUACAGCUGAAUCAAUGAAUAAGCUCUCAUCGUCAACAGUCUAGUUGAUGGCGGACUAGAGAGUUGAAUGAUGGCGACUAUAAAAUGAACACCCUGUCAUUUAUCCAAUGAUUGUUUUUCUCUGCCAAAUGUCUGACGCCGGAACUAUCAAGAAGAAACAUUUCGGAAUAAUUUUUGCUGAUGAUGUGUUAUCGUAUAGCUGCAAUGUCAUCAGUCGUGUCAAAGUGAUGAAUAUGUAUGUUAUUUUACACAAUGGACACACUACACGUCAUUGUGCUCCGACGUGCACAUUGUUUCUGUGCAGAACUGCAAUCGUAUGCCUUCACAGUUUAGCACAUUCACCAAUCAUAUUUUGUAGAGUUUCUUUAACCACAUGUAACCAAAUCUUCUGGAGUCAUCAAAUGCUGGACAGUUCAUGUGCACUAUACUCUGUUUUUGUACUUGGACGUUGCAAUAAUGUUUAGGAGGUCUGAAAACACGUUGUUGUAUGUGUGGUUUUCACCCUCAUCCAUGUUACAGCUGUCAUUAAAACUCUGCUCUCUGAUGUACACAGACUUGUCUUGUGAGGUGUACACUCUUAGGUCAUUAGUUAGGGCCAGAGUAAUUCCUGACCUGAAUACUUGCUUCUGCAAUACUGACCACUUUAGAUUUAAGGUUUU